Molecule: messenger RNA, 2133 nt
Organism: Brachypodium distachyon (stiff brome)
Lineage: Eukaryota; Viridiplantae; Streptophyta; Magnoliopsida; Poales; Poaceae
Product: protein indeterminate-domain 2
Exons: 4
Coding region: 322-1899 (525 amino acids)
Cellular component (GO): nucleus
Molecular function (GO): DNA-binding transcription factor activity
Source: RefSeq, a predicted model, not a curated record
GGUCUCACCUCUCUUCCUCGUUUUUAUACUUGGUCUAGUCGGCUUUGGUCUGCUCCUCCUCCUCCUCCUCCCACCGUUCUCGUCAGCAGACCCGAGCGAGCAGCCGCCCCCGUCGCCGUCCACGACCGGUGGUUGCCCCGCGGCCGCGACCGGCCGGUAGCUCCCGCGCAAGUCCGCUUCGUUCCCCUUCCUUCUGCGCCGCGCUUUUAUGCUCCAGGCAGCUCGCUUCUUGGACUCUUGCCGUACUAGUAGUUGUCGCAGCAGCAGCGUCGCUAGUGGUGGUGCUCUCAGCUCCGGAAGAGAAAUCAGCAAGAUUCUGCUAUGGAGGCCGAGACCUCGUCCGCGACGGCCGAGCGCGGCGUGUCGGCCUCCGGCGCGGCGCUGCUGCCGCCGCCCGCCCCGCCAGCCAAGAAGAAGCGUGCCCUCCCCGGCAUGCCAGAUCCCGACGCGGAGGUGAUCGCGCUGUCGCCAAAGACGCUGAUGGCAACCAACAGGUUCGUGUGCGAGAUCUGCAACAAGGGGUUCCAGCGGGACCAGAACCUGCAGCUGCACCGGCGCGGGCACAACCUGCCGUGGAAGCUCCGGCAGCGGAGCGGGAAGGAGGUGCGGAAGCGCGUGUACGUGUGCCCGGAGCCCAGCUGCGUGCACCACGACCGGUCCCGCGCGCUCGGCGAUCUGACGGGGAUCAAGAAGCACUUCUGCCGCAAGCACGGCGAGAAGAAGUGGAAGUGCGACAAGUGCUCCAAGAAGUACGCCGUGCAGUCCGACUGGAAGGCGCACGCCAAGACCUGCGGCUCCCGCGAGUACCGCUGCGACUGCGGCACCCUCUUCUCCCGGAGGGACAGCUUCAUCACCCACAGGGCCUUCUGCGACGCGCUGGCCGAGGAGAGCGCCAAGGCGCGCGUGCCAGCGGCUGCGGAGGAAGGGAGCUCAGCGGCGGCGGCUGCCCCGCCGCCGGUCCCAGCCACACCGGUGCCACUGCAACAACUGCCGCCGGCUCCGGCGCAGCCCGCGCCGCAGCCGCAACCACAACACGACGAGCAAGAGCGGGAGUUCAGUGCCGCGCCGGAGCCCGUCCAGUUCACGCCGCCGAUGCCUUCGCCGCCUUCCGUGACCGGCGCCAAUGUCAGCGCCAGCACCAGCAGCGUCUCCGCGACGUCGCAAAGCCUCCUCGGCAGCAUAUUCGCGCCGUCUCCCGUGGCCCAGGCGCCGCUGCAGUACCAGGAGCGCGCACAAGCCGCCGUCGUCGCCAAGCCACCGUCGCUGUGCCUGACGACUGACGCCUCGUCCUCGCUGUUCUCGGCACCAUUAGCUGACCGGCCGCCGCCGCCGUCCCCGUCCCCGUCGCCGCACAUGUCCGCCACGGCGCUGCUUCAGAAGGCCGCGCAGAUGGGCGCCACCUCGUCGAGCUCCUCCUACCUUCGUGGGCUGGGCCUGGACAUCUCGUCGUCGUCCCCGGCGUCGACGUCCUCAGGCCAGCAGCACAACCAGCACCAGCAUCAGCAACAGGAAGCCACAAUGCAUGUGUCGUUCCCGGAGGGUUCGCUGCCGCAAUGGCCCCCGCGGCUGGAGCCCGAGCCGGCCCCGAUGAUGUCGGCCGGGCUCGGCCUGGGAUUGCCCUACGAAUUGACCGGCGGCCCGGUGGGGAACCCGGAGCUCAUGAUGGGUCAUCAGUCAUCGCUGUUCAGUGCCAAGCCAGCCACAUUGGAUUUCCUGGGCCUCGGAAUGAGCCCGACUGGCCCGUCGGCCAGCAGGGGCCUCUCUGUGUUCAUGCAACCCAUGGGCGGUGCGAUCGGCAUGGCCGGCAGCGGCGCCGGCGCCGCGGAGACGUACGGUGCCAGCCGCGGCGCUCAGGCGAAGCCGUGGGAGAGGAACCCGAGCAGCUCGCCAAUCCUGUAAUGCUACUGGGGAACCUGUCGCUAGCAGCAGCUGUGAAAAAAUUAGGCAAAACGAAGGAAGAGGAGGACAGUGUAAUGUAGAGGCCAGAUUAGCAGUAGUCUCUUCCAUUCCCCCUCUGUGCUCUCGCUGUUCUUUUGUUCCUUUAUCUUAGAACGAAGUUACAACAAUUAAGUUACUUUUGUUUCUUUGGCUUAGUAAAGCUGGAGCUGCAAGUAAGUUUCUUUUGUUGUUUCC